This is a messenger RNA of Racocetra fulgida, 790 nucleotides long. NCBI's taxonomy places the organism in Eukaryota, Fungi, Glomeromycota, Glomeromycetes, Diversisporales, Gigasporaceae. The record is from the annotation of a GenBank genome assembly.
AUGAAACUCAACAUUUUAGCUAAAGAUAACUCACCAUUUUCUUUAAUCCCUAGCUCAUGGUUCAAUUCAUCAGAAUUGAGAGAAUGCGAAUUUAAAUUUGUUGUCCCAAAUAUUCAAAACACGAAUGUAUACAAUUAUAUUAACUUAAUUUCUAUAAGAAACAAAAGAAUUCAAAUUAUUCAUAUUAUUACUUAUAACGAAGAUAUACCACCAAAUUGUCGAGCACCAUUUUUAAAUUUAAUUAGUGCUCAAACUGAACUCAAGAAACUUGUGCUAAAAUAUUAUAGUAUUACCACUUCUAGUUUUAUGCCUUUACUGCGACGUGAAAUGCUGCAAAAGGAAUUAAGCAAUCAAAUAAAAGAGGAAAUUAUUUUUUUGCUUAGUCAAAAUCAUCCAAACAUAACUACUUUAUGCUAUGUGACUAAUAAUCUUAUCUUCUCUUCUACACUUGAAAAAUUUCAUAGUCUUUGUCAACUUCAAAUAGGAGAAUUUGCUUAUUAUUAUCUACCCUAUAGUAGACAAAAUUAUCUACAAGCUUUAAUCAAAUAUUUGCCUUGCUCUUUAAAAAUUCUUAGCUUACUUAAUAUUUAUGAUUAUAGUUACAAAAACUUGAAUUGUUUUUUUAAAGAGUUUGAUAUAGAAAAGGUGGAGUUAGAAGUAUUUAUAUUACCUUUUAAUGUUGAGCUUAAUCUACUUCCAAAUUUAAGAAAAUUUAUUGAAAAAGCUAAAUAUUUAAAAUAUAUAGAAAUAGUGAGAUCAAAGAAUUAUAAUGUAGAAAAACAAAAAGACA